Molecule: messenger RNA, 2013 nt
Organism: Dermacentor silvarum
Lineage: Eukaryota; Metazoa; Arthropoda; Arachnida; Ixodida; Ixodidae
Exons: 3
Coding region: 1-1920 (639 amino acids)
Source: RefSeq, a predicted model, not a curated record
AUGCCAAAGCUAAGGGCUGGCAAGGACAAGGGAGGCAAGGACAAAGGUGACAAGGACGGCAAGGGAAAAGGAGGCAAAGACGGCAAGGACAAAGGAGGAAGCAAAGGAGGGAGCGUCAAAGCGACCAAGUCGGGCAGCGCUGAAGGGAUCGCCAGCAAGGACAAGAAAGAAAAGGACCCCACCAAUAAAGAGGCGAUCAUGAGUCCCAUGCAGGAAUGGGCAAAGGAACCCAAGCCGGGACCCGAGAAGGACAAGCCGGCGGAGAAAGGAGGAGAGAAACUGGUGGAGAAAGGAGGAGAGAAACUGGCGGAGAAAGGAGGAGAGAAACCGGUGGAAGGAGCCAAGGCGGGGGAUAAGCAGCCCGACGACAAGGCAAAGUUGCCCGGGUCGCCCAUAUCUGCAAAUGAGGCCGAUAAAAAGAGCGGCGGCGCAACUCCGUCGGCUUCGAAGGAGAAAGCGGGCAAGUCCGAAGGCGCCGAGAAGGCCGAGAAGUCUUCCAUCAAGAGCGCCACGUCCGUGGAGAAGACCAAGACGGAGACAUCGAAGACCGAGACGAGCGACAAGUCGUCCGUGCCCUCCGACAGCAAGAGCGAAGUGUCCGAGGUGGCGCUCGAGCUCAAGAAGAAGUCGUCCGUCAAGGCCCCCAAGGGAGACGAGCAGGCGGCCUCGAGGACCGUGGUUCGAUCGCUGACGGCCCGGGGUCCGGCGUACGCCGAGCACUACUACGACGAUGAGACGGACGACGACGGGAGCCGGAACUACAUCGAGAUCCAGAUGUUCGGCCGUCGGCACUCGGGCGGCCACGUCGACCAGGCGUCGCAGGGGGGCCAGGCCUGGAACCAGUGCUACUACGACACGGUGCAGCAGCCGUUCUACGGAGCUCCCGCCACCCAGAGGGCGACCGUCUCGUACGCCGGCUACGGCUCCGACGAGGGACAAGUGCAGGCCGGCAGCCGAUGGACGUCGAACCAGCAGUUCUUCUCCGGUCCCGAUCCCGGAGGCUACAGCGAGCAACACGCCAACUACGGCGACCUCACCGUGUCCGUGUGGCAGGCGCCUCCUCAGCAGCAGCAGAGCGACUUCUGCCGCGACGUGGCGAUCGUGCCACAGACGGCUCAUUACACUUCGUCCAGGGAACUCAGAGGAGCUGCUCGCCUGGACGCGGCAAGGAAUGCGAUGAUCGCGCAGAAGCUCAAGGAAAUGCAGCAGGGUUUGGCGCAGCCACUGCCGGACGACGCGGUGACUACGGAGCGCGUCAUUUACGAAGUGACGCGCGGUCAACCGGGUACGCCGGAGUCGCCGGGAGCGCCGCCGUACCGACCUUCCAGCGGACCACUCGACUUGCGUGGUAGCCAAGGAGCAAGCCAGUUCUAUGGUGCGCCCAGCGUCAGCCAGGCUGUUGUUCGACGCGAGAUGCGGCAGUCGAGCGCCACGCGCCUCCAGACCGCGAGUCCCGGAUUACAAGUGCGCGCCAACAGCAACCACGGGAUGAUCUGCAACGUGGCCCCUGGUCCGAGCGCGAUGCACGGAAGUUCCCACAGCUUCCGCGGUCCAGCUGCGGCUCAACCCGUGUCUCUCAGAGUGAGCAAGAGCGUCGGUGGCGUGCAGCCCCUGCAGCCCCAGGCGGCGGACAUCAUCAAGCAGCAGGCGAGCAUCAUCGAACGCCAGUCGAACAUCAUCAAGCAGCAGUCGAGCAUCAUCGACCAGCAGCUGAACCUGGUGGACGCGGCGCUCAGAGGGGGUACGUCCGCGGGCUGCGGCCAGCAGCGGGAGGCGUACCACGUGACGCAGGAGUUCCCCGUGCCCGCGCUGCUGCCGGGCGCGCAGGCGGACGGCGCGUACGACAACGAGAUGGUCGUCAGCGCCGAGUUCGUCGAGACGAAUCGAAUGUCCAGGAACCCUUGGAACCGCCGCCAAUGACACCGGUAGGAGCGCGGGGUUCCACGCACCUAUAGCCGUCCCUGCACCGGUGUUGGCGCUUAUAGGAACAAACGAAGCAGCCAGUUCACUCUC